AUGUCGGCCUGGGCAAAACUGUCGCGUUUUGCACGUCGUUUCGUUCAUUUCAAACAGAUGGACUUCGAAUUUGCAUCUUGGCAGAUGUUAUACUUACUAAUUCAACCUCAAAAAGUAUAUCGAAAUUUCAUAUACAGAAAGCGUACAAAGGAUCAAUUUGCUCGAGAUGAUCCCGCAUUCUUGGUGUUGCUGUCGUUAUCUCUCUUCUUUUCUUCGGUGUUUUAUGCUGUUGCCCUCGGCUUGACCACAUGGGGAUUUAUCAAAUUCUUUUUGUGGGUCGUCUUCGUAGACUGUAUUGGUGUCGGGCUAGUAGUCGCAACACUUCUGUGGUGGUUCUCGAAUCGAUGUCUUCGAAAAGUGCAAGAUCAAGAUGUGGAAUGGGGAUAUUGUUUCGAUGUGCACCUCAACGCUUUCUUCCCUAUGUUGAUCCUUUUGCAUGUUCUUCUUCCCAUAAUUUAUCCAAGUGAGUUGAUCAUGACUGUUCUUAAUUUUUUUUUGCUUUCGUUUUAUCAUCUUUAA
Messenger RNA from Cooperia oncophora, 519 nucleotides. NCBI's taxonomy places the organism in Eukaryota, Metazoa, Nematoda, Chromadorea, Rhabditida, Trichostrongylidae. The record is from the annotation of a GenBank genome assembly.